Malassezia vespertilionis is the source of this 1695-nucleotide messenger RNA. RefSeq lists its product as uncharacterized. The transcript is spliced from 2 exons. Gene Ontology annotation, cellular component: spliceosomal complex; cytoplasm. The record is from RefSeq and is a predicted model, not a curated record. Lineage: Eukaryota; Fungi; Basidiomycota; Malasseziomycetes; Malasseziales; Malasseziaceae. Gene Ontology annotation, molecular function: protein binding. Bases 1 to 1695 code for a protein of 564 amino acids. Gene Ontology annotation, biological process: mRNA cis splicing, via spliceosome.
AUGCGUGGGCGAGACGAGGCGGGCCCCUCGCGCGCCUGGAAACGAGCGCGGGCAGACUCAUACCUGGAUGAGGAAACGCGCAAACGUGUUUCCGAGGCGCAGAUGUAUGCGGAGCCAGAGCACCCUAGCACGCGAUUCCACUGGCGCAAAAAAGAAGCGCAAGAAAAGCAACGUGGGGUCUCGCACGCGGACGCUGCACUGCGCGACGCGCAACGCAAAGCGGAGACGGCACGGGAAGUGGAACGACUCCAUAUACGCCGUGCGCAGCGUGAGCGUGCGCAGCGCGAACGCGAAGAAGCAAAAUCGCGCAACGCAAGGAACGCCGAUGACGCGAAAAUGGCCGACUGGGUCGCGAAAGAAGACGAGUUCCUGCUAGAGCAGGCGAAACUGCGCGCAAAGAUUCGACUGCGCGACGACCGUGCCAAGCCAAUUGAUGUGUUGGUCGUAAACACCCUCUGGGCCAACCCCCAGCAAACAAGCGCCGACGUAGAGACAGAAGAAGAAGCGGGCCUCGGUGCGGACCUCGCGGAGCCAACUGCACUAAUGAAUGAGCUUAUGCCCGUGGAACUUGAAGAGCUGCAUCAUGAUAUCCAAACUUUUUUGCGCCUGGAACGCGACCCCGAGCAGCUUUCCUUUUGGCGCCACGCGCUUAUUGUCGUCGACGACAAAUUGCACACACACCGUGGCGAAAGUACGUCGCGUGUGGACCGCGCCAUUGAUGCCGAGAUCAAUACCAUGCUCUCGCACAAAACAGCGGCAGAGUUGAGCGAGCUUCAAGCGCAGAUCCGCGCAAAAUUGCGAUCUGGCGAGCCGAUCGAAGUAGAGUAUUGGGAGUCGCUGCUCCGUCGCACAGUCGUAUGGCGGAGCAUUGCCACCUUGCAAACAUGCCACGAAACGGUCUUAGAGCACCGCGUAGCGCAGCUUCAACGGCUGCAGCGCACGGAAGCGAAGCGGCACGAGGCUGCCGUUGCCGAGCAGAUCCAAGCGCCCGCGUCGGCGCCAGCACCGUCGAGCCGUGUGUGGAAUGCAGACAUGGAGCCUUCUGCUUACGAUCCUGCGCAGCUUACCUACGAAGAGCGCCUUCUUCCGGUGUGCACGCUUGAUAAGCAGCGCCAAGCGCUUAAAGAGGCGCGUGCAAAAGUCCUCAAUGCGCGCUUUGUCCCGCGCAACAUGCCUGCGCGGCACCGUGCAGACGAUGCGCAAGAAAGCAUUGAAGACGCGCUCUACCGCAUGGAGUCUGAGCGCGCGAUGGGUGUCGAGGAGGAGAUAUUUAACGAGGAUGUGCGCCUCGGCGUGCAUCCUGCAUGGGCGGACAAGUUCCGCGCAAGGAAACCGCGCUACUUUAACCGCGUGCAUACUGGCUACGAAUGGAACAAGUACAACCAAACGCACUAUGACGCAGACAAUCCUCCGCCCAAGAUUGUCCAAGGGUAUAAGUUUAACAUUUUUUACCCCGACUUGAUCGACCCUACCAAAGCGCCGACUUAUCGCAUAUUUCGCGAGCAGGACGCGGAAAAAACUGCGCAUGAUACAGUCUUGCUCCGCUUCAGUGCCGGGCCGCCGUAUGAGGAUAUUGCGUUCCGGAUUGUGGAUCGCGAGUGGGAAUACUCACAUCGGCGCGGAUUUCGCAGCAGUUUUGACCGUGGCGUGCUACAGCUCCACUUCAAUUUUAAGCGGCUCAAAUACCGUCAGUAG